This is a messenger RNA of Striga hermonthica, 522 nucleotides long. The record is from the annotation of a GenBank genome assembly. Lineage: Eukaryota; Viridiplantae; Streptophyta; Magnoliopsida; Lamiales; Orobanchaceae.
AUGGACGACAGUCAGCGGCGAUCUCCGGCGUCCACGUCGUCGUCGUCGUCUUCCAGCACGGCGGGGAAUCAAUGCCGCCGAUUUCGGAGGGGUGGCGUGGUGGAGGAGGAGGAUGCCGGAGAUCCGGCGGUGGGGUGCACCGGGAAAUCGUUCCAGUCGUGCACGGCGGGCGUGAUCGCCGACUGCGUGGCGGUGUGCUGCUGCCCCUGCGCGGUGGUUAACAUCCUGGCGCUGGCGUUCGUCAAGCUGCCGUGGGCGGUGGCGAGAAGGUGCAUCGGCGGCGGCCGGAAGAGGCGGCGCCGGCGGCGGCUGGAGGGGGAACGGAAAUGGUGCGAGGAGGGUAGGGAUGUAAUUUGUGGAGACGGGAUGGCGGGGUUCGAAACGACGUCGGAUAGGGUGCUGAGCGGGGUGGUGGUGAUUGAAGAGGGGCUUAAUGACCGUUUUAGUGCUAAGGGCGCGGUUUGGUUAGAGUUUGGUAGGGUUUCUUUCAAUGGAAUUUCUUUUCAUGACAGGGGUAAUUGA